GGGAGAGCGACCAAUCAAGGACAGGGUGAGGCGCAAAACCGGCCGGCUCCCAGGGGAGCCAGCCACAGGCUGGGGGGCCAUGGCCGAGCUGCAGCAACUGCGGGAACUUGAGAUCCCCACGGGCCGGGAGGCCCUGCGGGGCAACCACAGCGCCCUGCUGCGUGUCGCCGAUUACUGCGUGGACAACUACGUGCAGGCCACAGACAAGCGGAGGGCGCUGGAGGAGACCAUGGCCUUCACCACCCAGGCUCUGGCCAGUGUGGCCUACCAAGUAGGCAACCUGGCCGGACACACUCUACGGAUGCUGGACCUACAGGCGGCCUCCCUGCGGCAGGUCGAAGCCCGUGUGAACACGCUGGGCCAGAUGGUGAGUAUGCAUAUGGAGAAGGUGGCCCGAAGGGAGAUCGGCACGUUAGCCACCGUCCAGCGGCUGCCCCCUGGCCAGAAAGUCAUCGCCCCCGACAGCCUCCCUCCCCUCACGCCCUACUACCGGAGACCUCUCAACUUUGGCUGCCUGGAUGACAUUGGCCAUGGGAUCAAGGAUCUGAGCACGCAGCUGUCGCGGACGGGGACCCUCUCUCGAAAGAGCAUCAAGGCGCCUGCGACGCCCGCCUCCGCCACCCUGGGGAGGCCACCGCGGAUCCCGGAGCCGGUGCAGCUCCCGGUGGUGCCCGAUGGCAAGCUCUCCACCACCUCGUCUGCCUCUUCCCUGGCCUCUGCAGGCAGCGCCGAAGGUGUGGGUGGGGUGUCCGCGACCAAGGGGCAGGCAGCACCCCCACCCCCACCUCUCCUGAACCCCGUGGCUCCACCUCCUCCACCGGCCACCACCGAAGUCUUCCUGCCGCCCCCUCCGCUGGAGGAAGUGUCCCUGCCCCUGCUGGCACCAGAGCUGCCCCUGGACCUGCCCCCUCCUCCACCCCUGGACGUCCAUGAGCUGGGACUGCCACAUCUGCCCCCACCAGGCUUCGGGCCGGAGGAGCCUAGCUGGGUCCCUGCUGCAUACCUGGAGAAAGUGGUGACGCUGUACCCAUACACCCGCCAGAAGGACAACGAACUCUCCUUCUCUAAGGGCACCGUCAUCUGCAUCACACGCCGCUACUCCGAUGGCUGGUGUGAGGGCGUCAGCUCGGAGGGGACUGGAUUCUUCCCCGGGAACUACGUGGAGCCCAGCUGCUGACACUCUGGGGCUUUCUGAGCUCCUGCCCGAGCACUGCGCUGCGAGCCUCUUGAGCUCCAGUGCAAAGUCAGCUCCAGAGUCAAGGCGGGACCCGGCCUGCCCACCUGUGAGCUGUGCCCGCCCCUUCCCCCUCCUCUCGGUGGUGGGAAGGGGUCCUGGGGAGAGAAGGGAUGUAUCCGGAAGGCCUGCCGCAGACAGGAAAGAACCGGAAGCCAAGGACUUUGGUGAUCUUGUCCACAGAAGACCCACCCCUCCAUGCAGCAUCGAGUGCCAACUUUGAAUAAAACGCUGAUGACCUCCUGGUGAUUGCCCCGCAGGGCUGGGGGGCCAGAGAGGAGGGAGUUAAA
Felis catus (domestic cat) is the source of this 1524-nucleotide messenger RNA. RefSeq names its product ABI family member 3 (gene ABI3). Gene Ontology annotation, molecular function: SH3 domain binding. Gene Ontology annotation, biological process: regulation of cell migration. The record is from RefSeq and is a predicted model, not a curated record. The transcript is spliced from 8 exons. The coding region runs from base 80 to 1177 and encodes 365 amino acids. Gene Ontology annotation, cellular component: lamellipodium. NCBI's taxonomy places the organism in Eukaryota, Metazoa, Chordata, Mammalia, Carnivora, Felidae.